AAUCCCCAAUUAAUCCAUUUCUCUCUCUCUCUCUCUCUCUGAGCAUACGCCCAAGGCCAGGCCUUGAUCUCUCCAGAGCUUCUGAGCCAUGGCGAGAGGUACAUCUCAGCCUCAAUCCGCUUCCUCGGCCACCUCUCGCCCGGGAGUGAUGGCCCCCCGCGGAUCAGCUGCAGCAACAGCAGGCAUGCGCCGCCGCAGGCUCGGUGGCGGAUCAAACAGCUCAGGCAGCGUCUCCGGCGGCUCCGGACCGGGGAGCAACAUGCUCAGGUUCUACACGGAUGAGUCCCCCGGCCUGAAGAUCACUCCCACAGCAGUGCUCGUCAUGAGCGUCUGCUUCAUCGGCUUCGUCACCGCUCUUCACGUCUUCGGUAAGCUCUACCGCGCCAAAGCUGGCUCCGGCGUCUAAGUCUCUGGGGCUUUCACGCAAUCGCAGCCUACUGGUGAGAUGGCGAAACAGAAGUUAAGAGAGACGACGCUAGCUGCAGCAACUAGAAGGGCUAGCCUUUGCCCCAGAACUAAACAAAAAGAGUUGUGCAACUAAAUGAAAAGCCCGAAACUUAACCAAUUGAUGAAACUUCAGAGCUUCAGCUCGUCAAAGUGGACCAAUCGGCGGGAUGCAGAGCAGGGCCGUGCAGCGCCCGAAGCCGCCGUCUAGCUCGCAGUUGGGGGUCCUCGUCCAUUUCUGAAGCGCAGACGUAGUGAGCUAAAGUUACAGCCACCAAUACCGCUCCAAGGCACAGGAUAGCGUAGCAACUGUGGACCAGCUUCCCCAGUAAUCCUUGUCCAAUCAUCUCCAUAUCCCUCUAUAAUAUUCUCUCUCUGAGUCUCUCUUUGUGAUGUGAUCUCUCUUGAUGAUAUCGUGAUGGAGAAGAAGAUAGUGUAGUACAUGUAUUUCUAUAUGUGCGCGUGUGUGUCCGGCUAGGAGAAGAAGAGAAAGAAUUCUCUUCUCUGUAUGAGAAGAUAAUUCAGGACUAAGAGAAUUUAGAACAGAAAGGCAAAUCGGUGGGCCGCCGGCGGACACCGAGACGCCUGAGUUGAGGGAGCCCGCUGGAAUGAUGGCUUGCCAAAACGGUGACAUGGGAAGACAGGCACAGUGGUUUGUCGUUUUGCUUAACUUUUUCGAUAAAUGGAUUUUUUUUUUGCGCGGCU
Molecule: messenger RNA, 1149 nt
Organism: Punica granatum (pomegranate)
Lineage: Eukaryota; Viridiplantae; Streptophyta; Magnoliopsida; Myrtales; Lythraceae
Source: RefSeq, a predicted model, not a curated record